AUGCCAAAGUCCGUGAAGAAGUCCUGCACGGCUCAGACCUCCAUCAGCAGGUACUUCAACACUCAAAAGCCUGCAGAGCACCAGUUUCCAAGAGGCAAGGUGAGGAUUUCCUCUCAGGAUGAUUGUGGAUUACCAGCAAAACGAGCCAAACUUUCCCCCCAAGGCCAGAAGGUGAAGGAGGAUCUGGACAGUGAGAUUACAUCCUGUCAGAGCACAAAAGAGACAAAGCAACCUGUGAGCAGAGGAGCAGGUGGCCUCUGCUCCUCCACCUUGGAGAAGUUGAGAGGCUUCACCUGCACGACUGAGCUCAGUGACACUGAGAGGGAGGUGAAAGAGACGGCAGGUGCCAGCAGUAAAAUCUGUAACCAGGGAAGCAGUGGCUGGCGUCCUCAUGAUGUUACAGAUCAACACAGCAAUAACAACAGACUCCAGCAGGCAGAAGUGGAGGAUGAGGAGGAUGAGGAUGAGGUCAAAGAAAGGGGGGAACCAAAACAGGGGGUCUGCUUCUCUCAGUUUGUCAAGCCAGGAAGUGGAGGAGGAGGAGGAAGGGGAAGAGGAAGAAAAGCAGCAGGGCGGAGUCCUCCAUCAGACUCUAGUGCCCCCUCCAGAAAUUCAAAGACUGUGUACACUCCUCUGGAGCAGCAGGUCAUCCAGCUGAAACAGCAGCAUAAGGAUGCCUUGCUGGCUGUGGAGUGUGGUUACAAGUACAGGUUCUUUGGAGAGGAUGCAGAGAUUGCAGCAAGGGAGCUGAAUAUCAUCUGUCAUCUGGAUCAUAACUUCAUGACCUGCAGCAUCCCCACACACCGUUUGUUUGUUCACGUCAGGCGGCUGGUGUCUCAUGGACACAAGGUGGGUGUGAUUAAACAGACGGAGACAUCUGCGAUCAAAGCUUCAGGGGCCACUAAGAACGCUCUGUUUGGUCGCCAGCUCAGCGCUCUAUACACAAAGUCCACUCUGGUGGGAGAGGAUGUAAAUCCAGUCUGCAAACUGGGGGAUGUGGAGGAGGGUGACUGUGGUGACGUGAUGUCAGACCCUCCUGAAAGCUUCCUGCUGUGUAUCAGCGAGACCUGGGACAAGUUGAAGAAGCAGCUGACUGUAGGGCUGGUGGCAGUUCAGCCCAGCACAGGAGACGUGUUGUUCGACUGUUUCCCUGAUAGUCAGUCUCGCUCUGAGCUGGAAGGUCGUGUCCUGAAGAUCAACCCUGUGGAGAUCCUGGUGCCCUACGACCUCUCAGAACAAACCCUCAGACUCCUGCAAAGCAUCACCAAUGCCAGCGCUCGGGAAGAUGACAGUGUCCGAAUUGAGAAGAGGGACAACACUCAGUUUGAGUUCGCCUCUGCUAUGAACACAGUCACAGAGUUCUACUGCCGCACAAAGGACAAAGGCUCUCGCUCUCUGUCGAGUGUAGCAUCCUUGGAGAGUCCAGUGAUUUGCUGUCUGGGGCCUCUGAUCCAGUACCUCCAAGAAUUCAACUUAGAAAGAGUUCUUAGGAGUGAAAGCUCAUUUCGACAUCUGAACUGUGAUUCGGAAGCUAUGAUCCUUAGUGCUGCCACCCUCAGGAACUUGGAAAUCCUCAACAAUCAGACAGAUGGUGGUGUGAAGGGCAGUUUGUUGUGGGUGUUGGAUCAUACUCGCACUCCAUUUGGGAGGAGACGGAUGAGGAAGUGGGUUAGCCAGCCCCUAAAAGACCCACAGUCUAUCUCUGAGAGGCAGGAUGUGGUGCAGGAGAUCCUCGAGUCAGACUCUCUCACUUUAAACUCGCUCAGAUCCCUGCUGUCACAUUUGCCCGACCUGGAGCGAGGCAUCUGUAGCAUAUACCACAAAAAGUCUUCCACACAGGAGUUUUACCUCAUUAGUAGCAGUCUCUCUCGCCUGGGGCUUGAACUGCAGGCCCUGCUGCCAGCCAUCCAAGCACAGAUCAGGUCAACGCUACUUCAAGGGCUUUUGUUGGACACUCCUGGGCUCCUGGCUCCAGCCCACAGCUUCCUCAAUGUGCUCAAUGAAAAGGCGGCCAAGUCUGGCAAUAAGACAGAGCUGUUCUCAGACCUGUCCGGCUUCCCCGUGCUGCGGGAAAGGAGGGAGCAAAUCCAGAAUGUUCUCAAUGAAAUCCAAGACCACCGCAGAGACAUCAGGCUGGUGCUGAAGGCCCCCUCAUUUGACUACACGACUGUGUCUGGACAGGAGUUUCUGAUUGAGGUGAGGAACUCACAGUCUUCCACCGUUCCACCUGGCUGGACCAAAAUCAGCAGUACUAAGGUGGUUGGCAGGUAUCACUCUCCAUUUCUGGUGGAGCACUACAAGAAGCUGCAGCAGCUCCGGGAACAGCUGCUGCUGGACUGCCAGAGAGAGUGGACCAAUUUUCUGGAUCAGUUUGGGGAGCACUAUCACACCAUGAAAAGGGCUAUUAGUCACCUAGCAACCAUGGACUGUCUCUUUUCAUUGGCUGAGGUGGCUAAACAAGGGGACUAUUGCAGGCCAAAGGUGUGUGAAAGUCAGCGUCAGAUUAUGAUCAAGGAUGGCAGACAUCCUGCCAUAGACGUAUUGAUGGGAGAACACAACCAGUAUGUGCCCAACCAUACAGAACUACAGGGUGAUGGCAGGAGAACUAUGAUAAUUACUGGUCCUAAUAUGGGAGGUAAGAGCUCCUACAUUCGCCAGGUGGCCCUGAUCUGUGUUAUGGCCCAGAUGGGCUCCUACGUCCCGGCGCUUGAGGCCCGUCUGGGCAUACUGGAUGGCGUUUACACCAGGAUGGGGGCGUCAGACAACAUCUACAAAGGACGUAGUACGUUCAUGGAAGAGCUGACAGAGGCCUCAGCCAUCAUUUUCCGUGCAACCGAGCGCUCAUUGGUCAUCCUGGAUGAACUGGGGCGAGGCACAAGCACCCAUGACGGAAUCGCCAUCGCCUAUGCCACCCUCGAGUACUUCAUCAGAGAUGUCAAGUCCCUCACCCUGUUUGUGACCCAUUACCCUUCUCUGUGUGAGUUGGAGCAGGUGUAUCCUGAACAUGUGUCCAACUAUCACAUGGCUUUCCUACUCAAUGAACCUGACAUCACUACUGACACUGAAGAUGGACAGGUUCAGCCAGAGUUCAUCACCUUCCUCUACCAGUUAACUGAAGGAGCUGCAGGGCGGAGUUACGGCCUGAAUGUUGCCCGAUUGGCUGACAUCCCCGAUCCUAUACUACACACUGCUGCACUGAAGUCCAGAGAGCUUGAGAACAUGGUCAACUCCAGGAGGAAGAAUAAGAAGAUACUGUCAGAUAUUUGGAGCAUCUCCGACAGAUCGUCCCUCAUGAAGUGGCUGCAGUCAAACUCCUAACAUCACACUCGCAUUCAUACUCAAAGAAGCAGAGAGAACUCUGAUGGAGUAGUGUGCUCUGGUUUUGCUAGUGUGUGUGCAUGUGUAGGUGUGUUAAAAAUAUGUGUGUCAAAAGGUUUCUGGUCCUCACUAUUUUCUGUACUGUAACUUGAAUAUUAGCAUCAAUUUAAUAUCAAAUGAUCACAGUUUUACCAG
Scomber japonicus (chub mackerel) is the source of this 3513-nucleotide messenger RNA. It is a transcript of the gene msh3, whose product is annotated as mutS homolog 3 (E. coli). Gene Ontology annotation, cellular component: nucleus. Gene Ontology annotation, molecular function: ATP binding; mismatched DNA binding; ATP-dependent DNA damage sensor activity. The record is from RefSeq and is a predicted model, not a curated record. The transcript has 24 exons. The coding region runs from base 1 to 3318 and encodes 1105 amino acids. Gene Ontology annotation, biological process: mismatch repair; mitotic recombination; somatic recombination of immunoglobulin gene segments. NCBI's taxonomy places the organism in Eukaryota, Metazoa, Chordata, Actinopteri, Scombriformes, Scombridae.